AUGUACACAAACGUUGUCAUCGCCUUCUCUGUGGUCAUUGGAAUCGAAACACUCAUCAUUUGUGUUGGAAACGCUUUCGCAAUUUUUGUAUUCUGGACGCAGUACACUGGCAGUAGAAGACGAGCCAGUUAUCUUCUGAUCAAUCCGGCGGUUGCCGAUUUCUUAAUAGGAGUCACUGAGCUUCCAUCUUUUAUAACCAACUCCAUCCCCUCUCUGAUGCGAAAAAGUAAAUCUGACCUUGGAGGCUAUAUUUCAGCAUUUGUCGUCCUGUUUUCAGCUGCUUCAGUAGUUUCUCUUGCUGCUGUUUCAGUCGAACGCACUGUCGCUGUCUUGAGGCCACUUGCUCGUCGAACUUCAAGUAAGAGAGUCUAUGUCUACUCUAUUGCUUUUACUUGGAUGACUGCUAUAAUAUUAUUUCUCAUUUUCGUUCUACCGGCCUUCAAAAUGUGGCCUUCAGAAUAUGCGGUUAUAGCACUGAACAUCGUUCUUGUACUAUCCAUUCUUACCACUUGUCUUACGUAUAUCAUUAUACGCGCCCAUUUGAAACGUUCACCCCAAAUAUUUAACAGUGAUCAAAGGCGAAGCAUGGAAAGAAACGUGAAACUCUCAAAAACGGUAUUUCUGAUCAUCGCAUUGUCAUUUGCUUGUUGGGUUCCAGCUAUAUUUUUGUACGUCAUCCGUGACGUCUUUUGCAAAGAAUGCAUUCCAGCCGAAGUCGUUUGUGUGGGAACAGUUUUGCAUUUUGCAAACUCUCUAAUAAAUCCUAUCGCAUAUACUUGCAGGCUGUCAACUUUUAGGAAAACCCUGAACGGACUCGUUCAAAGGCGACAAGUUCGUGUAGAAAUAACUAAGCUCUGAAAUAAAAUGUCUCCUGUUUUGUAAAUUAUGGCAAAUAAUAUCCCACAUUUUGUCCUGACGUCACGCAUGCGCCAAUGGUGUCACCUGGGCAUACAUAGUAGCCUCUUUCAUUCUGGAAAUCAUCCCUCUUCAGGUGUCCUCUAAAGCCAUGAUUGGGGACUAUGAGUUGCAUGGAGCGUUUUCUCUCACGCGGCCAUUAGAUUAAUUGAAAGAAAAAGAAAGCUUUUAUGUAAGAAAAAGAUUCAUCUCCCACAGAAUUGGUUUGGAGCACCAACAUGGCUACCUUUUUAUUAAGCAAUUAGUAUUUCGGUACCCAAAAGUGGCAGAAAUGACGUCAUGUGAAAAUGCUCUAUUAGCAAUUAUUAGUACGCGAGGGAGACUGGAUCGGUGUUCUGUUGAAUUGCAUUAUGGGAAUGUUGUAAUGAAGAAAUUAUGAUCCAGUUUCCUGUGCAACCUUGUAAAUGUAAAUGUAAAUGUCGCGAUUGAGAGGACAAACGUACAUGUCCUCUUUACAUAGCUUUUUUGCAGUGGGCUCGGACAUCAGCAUACUAAGGGCGCCGAUGGCAGCCGCUAUCAGUCCAUUUAUGAGCCCACUGAACCCUCCCAACCCAUGAUGAGUGAUGAUGUAAGUGAUGAAGAUAGACCACAACACCGGGAACUACGUACCCUACUCUUUUCGAAUAGUGUGUGGGUUCUUUAACGUCCCACAGAGUUAUAUGUGAACAAGGUUUGUGAGACGGGACCUUCGGUUUAUCGUCCUUAUCCGAGAAGACUUGAAAGUCUAAUCAUUUGCAGAUGUCAUUACAAAACAGCACUUUCUCCUGUUAUUUUUAAGACCCGUCUCGCGACCUAACUUCCCAACUGAGCUAAAAUGAGAUUACUUCCCCAAAACAGCAAAGGGUAAUUUGUCGAUUCCAUCUCGUAAAAAGUAAAAAAUGAGAAAUUUGUCGUUCCAUCUCGUAAAGUAAAAACUGAAAGGAUUAAUUAAUGAAGCCUGCAUACUGCAAGCAAAUCUCUUCAAUUGAAAAUGAAAUCAAAUUGAUUCAAAUUCUGUGUUAAGCGAAUUUAUUAAAACAUUUGCUAAGUACCCAUACAGCUUCAGCCGUUUCUCUCGUUGUCAUUUCAGUGCAAAGCACUUUCGCUGUAUUGUGUCCUCUUGCAAACCGAACAACAAUCUAUUGCUUUUAUCUUGGCGACUAGGAUGACUCUAGCCCUGAUUUAUACCUAUAGUUUUUCUUCUCGUUUCUAAAGUGGUGAAUAAAAAUCUUUGCCUGUACUGGAGGAAGGGGAGGGUGGGGAGAGAGGGGAGGUACCACAAGACAGGAGAGACGCACACAUAGUCAUAACAAGGUCCAAAGAGACUCAGAGCAACAACUACCGAGGCAUGUCAUUCCUCAGCAUAAUAAUAAUAAUAAUAAUAAUAAUAAUAACAAUGAUGAUGAUGAUGAUAAUAACAACAACAAUAACAAUAAUAAUGUAACACUUCUAUAGCACUCACAUCCACUAGUUGUUUGUUGUACUUUACAACAAUGUUAAAAAUAAUAAUUUUAUAAUAAUAUAUACAUGCACAUAAAUAUAGAAGUAAGAAGAUAUAAAACAUUAAACCCUAAUAAAAUAAUUAAACCAUCAUUAAUGAGUUUCCUAAAAAGGUAGGUCUUCAAAUUUAUUUUUAAAAGUACAAACACUGUUCGCUUUACCAAUGUAUAAAAGAACCUCUUCCACAGUCUCAGGACACAUGUGGAAAAUGCCCUGUCGUCAUAUGUUUUAGUACUGGAUUUUGUGUUGCAAGAGGAGUUCUAAAGGUUUGAACGAAGUGUCCAGAAGUGAUUUUGGUACUGAAGUAAUUCGACCAAAUGCCGAGGGCCUAGCCAUUAAGAGCUUUGAAAACCAGCAAAAGUAACUUGAACCCAACACGACAGGAAAUCGGAAGCCAAUAACUUUUAGCAGAAGCAGACUUAUAGUAAUGAUCAAACUUUACGAGCACCUGUUACAAAAUUGAUAAUUGAAUAAUCCAUAAAAAAGAGAGCUAAGGUGAUCCAAAUUAGAAGUGAUAAAAGCUUGUACAACUGUGGCAAGAUACUUUAUGAUCUUGAACAAUUCUAAAAUGGCAGAUGAACGAUUUGCAAAGAUCUUUCACAUGAUGGUCAAACGACAUAUGUUUAUCUAGAACUACCUCAAGGCUUGUGGCUUUACCAUCAUCAUUUCCAAUGUUCACGUAAUCCAGAGAAGGGCCAUCACGAAAUUUCGAAGAGAUGAGUACAACUUCAGUUUUAUGCUUUAUGAAAUAUAUCAAGCGUGAGACCCAGUGUUUGAUCACCAAAUGAAACAAUGAGAAGAGAGUUGAAAAUACGACGUGCAGCGUCUUGCUGAACUUCGAGGUGUUCCUUCUGGAGAUGAAAAAGUGUGUCAAAUGCUUGAUAUUAGUUCUCAAAGAAAAUGAUUUUACCAGGAGAAAUUAAGGAUGCAAAAAUGAGCAGUUUUACAACUGAUUUCCAAACACUCAUAAAACAUUAAUUUCCUUUUUUGCAUUUUCUUUAUGAAUCAUUGAUGAGUUUGAAAAGUACAAAUGAAAAACUUCAAUGAAGAACUGUUCGUCUUAUGUACAAAUGAAGAACUUCAACCAAAACAAUUUCUUGCUUGAUGUAGGGCAGAGAGACUGGAGCUGAAUUCGUGUGGUCUCUGAUGCUGACGAAAAGUGGAAAAAUAUGCUUUUGACUUUUAUUAACAAACAUGCACCUGUAAAAGAGUAAAAGAGUUGGCAGAAAAACGUCCCCAUGGAUUACUCCAGAUUUACUACGUAAAAAGAAAAAUUGUACUUUGUUAUUCGCAAAUAACAAGUUAAAAUGAUGAACGUGGUGCCGUGACGCUCCUUCGAACAAAUAAGGAUCAGCGAUUGAAAAGGAACACUUUAUUUUGACCUAGUAAUACAAAAAAUAUAAUAUUUAAAAAACAAUUUCUAUGAAUAAGUAUUUUUUAGAAAGUGAUCUUAAUUGCAAAAGAGAUUGAGGGUGUCUAGGGACUUAAAACUUUAAACUCCCUUUUUCAUAUAUUUGAUUCAAAUAUAUUGUGUUUUGCUUACUUAGUGCGAAAUUUACAUAUGAAUUGAAAAUUUUACAGUUUUAGAGAAAAAGUAUUAAGGAAAAAUAUUGCUUUUUGUGUUAAAACCCGAUGUGGUCUCUAGAAUAGUGUAUAAUGUGAUAGUGCAAACUUAAUUAAGCUUACCGUUAUUUAUUUAUAUUUUCUGGUUGCAUUUAUCUUUUAGCUGCCCACAGGAAAUAAAUGAAGAUGAGAUUAAUUGAAAGUCGGCUUAAGACUGGCAGAUGUUUUGCGACAUAUAAUAAUCAUAGCUUAACGGAGGGUACUAAGGUAGGAGUUUAGAGUGUAUGGGUCGCUCAGGUCUCUUAAUCUAUUCUUCUAUUGUAGACCUGUUUUGGAAGAGUUUUAGUUAAAAAAUUAUACCCUGGUAUUGAUUUCCCUACUAGUGAUGUAAAACCCCCAAUGUGACAACGCAUAUUAAGUACACGGUCGACUCGAAUAUAGAAAAACCUGUUGUAAAACAGCACCUCUAAAACCCCGACCACGUCGGGCGGCAUAUACCCACAAAAGUAUCCUAAGGAGGUGAGUCCUUCCCCGCCCCCCGGAACCCUUGAAGUCACUUCAUAACCAAACUACACGACUUCUUUUUUAUUAACAGACCAGUUGCUCUAGCCUGUUAUUGCGUUUAUCGUUCAACAGAAGGGAGAAGCAAUGUACACGAACACUGUCAUCGCCUUCUCUGUGAUAAUAAGUAUCGAAGCACUCAUCAUAUGUGUUGGAAACGCUUUCGUAAUUUUCGUAUUUUGGACGCAGUUCACGGGAAGUAGAAGACGAGCCAGCUAUCUUCUGAUCAAUCUAGCGGUUGCCGAUUUUUUAAUAGGAGUCGCAAAGAUUCCAUCGUUUAUAACCAACUCCAUUCCCUCUCUGAUGCGAAAAGAGAGAUCUGGCCUUGGAGGCUAUAUUGCAGCAUUUGUCAUCCUGUUUUCAACAGCUUCAGUAGUUUCUCUUGCUGCUGUUUCAGUCGAACGCACUGCAGCCGUCUUGUGGCCACUUGCUCACCGAACUUCAGGUGACAGAGUGUAUGUCUAUUGUAUUGCCUUUAUCUGGGUGACUGCGAUGAGUAUGUCCCUCAUUUAUAUUCUACCUUUCUUCAACGUGUGGCCCUUAGAAUAUGCGGUUAUAGCACUGAACAUCGUUCUUGUACUAUCCAUUCUUACCACUUGUCUUACGUACAUUAUUAUACGCGCCCAUUUGAAACGUUCACCCCAAAUAUUUAACAGUGAUGAAAGACAAAACGUGGAAAGAAAUGUAAAACUCUCAAAAACGGUAUUUCUGGUCAUCGCAUUGUCAUUUGCUUUUUGGGUUCCAGCUGUCAUUUUUUACAUCAUCGAUGACGCAUUUUGCAAAGGAUGUAUUCCCGCCGAAGUCCUUAUGGUGGGAAGUGUUUUGCAUUUCGCAAACUCUCUUGUUAAUCCUAUCGCAUAUACUUGCAGGCUGUCAGUUUUUAAGAAAACGCUGAAUAGACUCCUAAAAAGGCGACACGUUCGUGCGGAAAUAACAAAGCUUUGAAAGAAAAAUAUUCCCUGCCUUGCAUGGCCAAAAAAUCUUCCCUCGUUUGGUCCUGACGUCGGGCAUGCGCAGUAGGAAGCCCAAACAACAACGACGGCGACGGCAACAUCACUCAAAAAGUCAAGUCGCUCUGCUUCAAACUUUAUCGCGAUUAUUUCAUCUCAUUUAAUUCACAAGAUGUUGGCAAUUUUUUUCUGGAGUUGAAUUCUAAAAGACUGUAUCGAAGUUCAGGAAAAGAAAAAGAAACUCUUUUGCAUUUUGCAAACUCUCUAAUAAAUACUAUCGCAUAUACUUGUAGACUGUCAAUUUUUAGGGAAACUCUGAACGGACUCGUUCAAAGGCGACAAGUUCGUGUAGAAAUAAUAAAGCUUUGAAAUAAAAUGUCCCCUUUGUAAAUUAGGCCAUUCGUCUUUUUUUUUUUUCUCGUUUAGCGUCGAAUGCGUUUCCUGAUAUUGGUUCGGUCGGUCGGUUUGAAAAAACCGAAAAAGAAAAUCACAAUUAGUCUGGGAAUGAAGGAGGCCCUGGUACCCCAGGACGACUUUAAAACUUAACAUUCACAUACUAAGGUACAUAAUAUAACUGUAAAAAAUGUUCCUGUUUUUCUUUAUGCUGUUAAUUACUAUGUGCAUUUUUCAGAUUAAAGAAUUAUUUCAAGUGAAAAAUGGUUUAACUACGUCGUUACUUUUUUUUUUGGAAAAUGACAAAAAUUUGGGUUGGUUGGACGACCCUAAACGAAGAAAAAAAAGAGGAUGAUCUUAAGGCAAAAAAAAAAUAUCCCACGUUUUGUCAUGACGUCAAACAUGCGCCAAUGGUGUCACCUGGGUAUACAAAGUAACCUCUUUCAUUCUGGAAAUCAUCCCUCUUCAGGUGUCCUGUAAAACCAUGAUUGCAGACUAGAAGUUGCAUAGAGCGUGCGUUUUCUCUCACGCGGCCAUUAGAUUAAUUGAAAGAAAAGAAAGUUUUAUGUAAGAAAAAAUUCAACUCCCACAGAAAUGGUUUGGGACACCAACAUGGCUGCCUUUUUAUUAAGCAAUUACUGUUUCGGAACCCAAAAGUGGCAGAAAUAACGUCAUGUGAAAAUGCUCUAUUAGCAAUUUUUAGUACGCGAGGGAGACUGGAUCGGUGUUCUGUUGAAUUGCAUUAUGGGAAUCAGUUGUAAGGAAGAAAUUAUGAUCCAGUUUCUUGCGCAACCUUGUGAUUACCAGUAAAAGUACGUCGAAAGAGAUUACUUCCCCAAAACAGUGACAAAGGGUAAUUCAUCACAUCAGUAGAUUCGACAAAGAUCGCGUAAACCCUUGCACGUCUAGUAACUUCAGAAAUGACAUAUGCAUUUGUCGUUCCAUCUCGUAAAGUAAAAACUGUAAGGAUUAAUAAAUAAGCAUGUAAUGAAGCCUGCAUACUGCACGCAAAUCUCUUCAAUUGAAAACAAAAUCAAAUUGAUUCAAAUUCUGUGUUGAGUGAAAUUAUUAAAACAUUCACUAAGUUCCCAUACAGCUUCAGUUGUUUGUCUCUCUGCCAUCAUCAGUCUAAAGCACUUUUCGCCGUUUUGUGUCCACUUGCAAACCGAACAACAAUCUAUUGCUUUUAUCUGGCGACUGAGAUGGCUCUAGCUCUAAUUUAUACUUUGCCCGUUUACGGUGUGUGGAGUUACGAUGUACGAAUAAAUCAAGCCAGUAUUGGUCCUUCUCAGAAGAAAACAGCCCUCCUACAAUCUGCUACAGGCUAGGACAACCCACACAAUCCAGGACCGAGCGUGACAGAUGGAGCGUCGGGUACCCUAAGCUGUACGCCAGAGAGAAUAUGGCGUCUGAAGAAGCCCUGAACGUUAUAGAGUGCUUACCAGUUCUGGAGGAGCUAGAUUGUGAACCUUUGAAGUGGAAAGAGGCUCUGGGUUCGCUUGCACCUUGAAAAGUACCCAGUCGAGGCAUUAUCAAAUCUGAGAUCCUGAAAUGCUACAAAGGAGAUGCCUUCACCGAGCUCUAUUUGCUACUUGGCUUUCGCAAAGACUUCUGGGAUAGUUACUGGGGACGCCCCAUUCAUCCAUUGGCCAAUUUGUUUCCCCUGUCACCACUAACAGUCCCAGAAGUCUUUGCAAAAGUUAACUCGGCCCGGUUUCGAAGAGAUGAGUACAACUUCAGUUUUACGUUUUAUGUAAUAUAUCAAGCGUGAGACGCAGUGUUAUAUCACCAAAUGAAACACUGAGAAGAGAGUUGAAAAUAAGACGCGGGGUGGCUUCACGAACUUCGAGGUGUUCCUUCUGGAGAUGAAACACUAUGUCGAAUGCUUGAUAUUACUUCUCAAACGAAAUGAUUUUAUCAGGAGAAAUUAAGGAUGCCAAAAUGAGCAGUUUUACAUCUGAUUUCCAAACACUCAUUAUAAACAAACAUUAAUUUCCUUCGUAUUUUUUUUAUGAAUUAUUGAUGAGUUUGAGAAAUUCAAACCAAACAACCAAAACAAUCUCUUGGUUGAUGUAGGACAGAGAGACUGGAGUCGUAUUCGUGUGGUCUCUGAUGCUCGCUAAAAGUGGAAAGUGGAAAAAUGUACUUGUGACUUUUAUUAACAAACAUGCGCCUGUAAAAAAGAAAAGAGUUGGCAGAAAAACGUCCUUUUGGAUUACGUAAAAUGAAAACUUGUACUUUGUUAUUCGCAAAUAACAAGUUAAAUGAUGAACGUGGGGCCGUGAGCUCCUUCGAACAAAUAAGGGUGAGCGAUUGAAGGGGAACCUUUAUUUUCACCUAGUAAUACAAUAAAUACUAACAAUACUAAAAAAAUGUUUAUGAAUAAGUAUUUUCGAAAAUGUAAUCUUAAUUGUGAAACGAAUUGAGGGUGUCUGGGGACUUGAAACUUUAAACUCCCUUUAUCAUAUAUUUGAUCAAAAUAUAUUGUGUUUUGCUUAAUUUGGUGUGAAAUUUACAUAUGUAUUGAAAAUUUCACAGUUUUAGGGAAAAAGUAUUAAGGAAAAAUAUUGCUUUUUGUGUUAAAACCUGAUGUGGUCUCUAGAACAGUGUAUAUUGUGAUAAUGCAAACUUAAUUAAGUUUACCGUUAAUUAUUUAUAUUUUCUGUUUGCAUUUAUCUUUUUUAGCUGCCCACAGUAAACAAAUGAAGAUGAGAUUAAUUGAAAGUCAAUUUAAGACUGGCAGAUGUUUUGCGACAAAUCAUAGCUUAAAGGAGGGUACUAAUGUAGGAGUUUAGAGUGUAUGGGUUGCUCAGGUCUCUUAAUCCGUUCUCCUAUUGUGGACCUGUUUUGGAAGAGUUUUACAUUAAAAAUUAUAGCCUAGUAUUGAUUUCCCUACUGAUGAUAUAAAACUCCCAAUAUUACAACCCAUAUUAAGUACAUGGUCGACUCGAAUAUAGAAAAACCUGUUGUAAAACAGGACCUCUAAAACCCCGACCACGUUGGGCGACACAUACCCGUAUAGGUAUCCUAAGGAGGUGAGUCCUCCCCCCGCCCCCCGACCUGCUCUCCCGGAACCCUUCAAGUCACUACAUGACCAAAGUACACGUCUUCUUUUUGAUUAACAGACCAGUUGCUCUGUUGGUGCGUUUGUCGUUCAACAGAAGGGAGAAGCAAUGUACACGAACACUGUCAUCGCCUUCUCUGUCAUAAUAAGUAUCGAAGCACUCAUCAUAUGUGUUGGAAACGCUUUCGUAAUUUUCGUACUUUGGACGCAGUUCACGGGCAGUAGAAGAAGAUCCAGCUAUCUUCUAAUCAAUCUGGCGGUUGCCGAUUUCUUAAUAGGGGUCACAAAAAUUCCAUCUUUUAUAACCAUCUACAUUCCCUCUCUGAUGCGAAAACGAAACAUUAACGACCUCGGAAACUAUAUUGCAGCAUUUGACAUCUUGUUUUCAACAGCUUCCGUAGUUUCUCUUGCUACUGUUUCAGUGGAACGCACUGCCGCCGUUUUGUGGCCACUUGCUCAUCGAACUUCAAGUGACAGAGUGUAUGUCUAUUGUAUUGCUUUUAUCUGGAUGACUGCGAUGAGUGUGUUCCUCAUUUAUAUUCUACCUUUCUUCAAGGUCUGGCCCUCAAAAUAUGCGGUUUUAGCACUGAACAUCGUUCUUGUACUAUCCAUUCUUACCACUUGUCUUACGUACAUCAUUAUACGCGCCCAUUUGAAAUGCUCACCCCAAAUAUUUAACAGUGAUCAAAGGAGAAGCAUGGAAAGAAACGUAAAACUCUCAAAAACAGUAUUUCUGGUCAUCGCAUUGUCAUUUGCUUGUUGGGUUCCAGCAGUCAUUUUUUACGUCAUUCGUGACGUCUUUUGCAAAGAAUGUAUUCCAGCCGAAGUCGUUUUGGUGGGAACUGUUUUGCAUUUCGCAAACUCUCUUGUUAAUCCUAUCGCAUAUACUUGCAGGCUGUCAGUUUUUAAGAAAACGCUGAAUAGACUCCUGAAAAGGCGACAAGUUCGUGUGGAAACAACAAAGCUUUGAAAAAAAAUGUUCCCUGCCUUGCAUGGCCAAAAAACAUUCCCUCGUUUGGUCCUGAUGUCGGGCAUGCGCAGUAGGAAGACCAAACAACAACGACGGCGACGGCAACAUCACUGAAAAAGUCAAGUCGCUCUGCUUCAAACUUUAUCGCGAUUAUUUGAUCUCAUUUAAUUUGCAAGAUGUUGGCAAUUUUUUUCUGGAGUUGAAUUCUAAAAGACUGUAUCGAAGUUCAGGAAAAGAAAAAGAAACUCUUUUGCAUUUUGCAAACUCUCUAAUAAAUCCUAUCGCAUAUACUUGUAGACUGUCAAUUUUUAGGAAAACUCUGAACGGAGUGUAGAAAUAACAAAGCGUUGAAAUAAAAUGUCCCUUUGUAAAUUAGGCCAUCCUUUUUUUUCUCGUUUAGCGUCGAAUGCGUUUCCUGAUAUUGGGUCGGUCGGUCGGAUUGAAAAAAAAAAACAAAAACAAUACAAAAUAACAAGUAGUCUGGGAAUAUAGGAGGCCCUGGUACCCCAGGACGACUUUAAAACUUAACAUUCACAUAUUAAUUAAGGUACACAAUAUAACUGUAAAAAAUGUUCCUGUUUUUGUUCCUAUUUUCCUCUAUGCUGUUAAUUACUAUGUGCAUUUUCCAGAUUAAAAGAAUUAUUUCAAGUAAAAAAUGGUUUAACUACGUUGUUACUUUUUUUUUGGAAAAUGACAAAAAUUUGGGUCGGUCGGACGACGCUAAACGAAGAAAAAAAGAGGAUGACCUUAAGGCAAAAAAGGCAUCCCACGUUUUAUCCUGACGUCAAACAUGUGCCAGUGGUGUCACCUGGGCAUAAUAUAGUAGCCUCUUUCAUUCUGGAAAUCAUCCCUCCUCAGGUGUCCAGUGAAGCCAUGACUGGGGACUAUAGGUGGUAUGGAGCGUUUUCUCUCACGCGGCCAUUAGAAUAAUUAAAAGAAAAGAAAAGUUUUAUGUAAGAAAAAGAUUCAACUUCCUCAGAAUUGGUCUUGAACACCAACAUGGCGGCCUUUUCAUUAAGCAAUUACUGUUUCGGAACCCAAAAGUGGCAGAAAUGACGUCAUGUGAAAAUGCUCUAUUGGCCAUUUUUAGUACGCGAAGGAGACUGGAUCGGUCUUCUGUUGAAUUGCAUUAUGGGAAUCAGUUGAUAGGAAGAAAUUAUGAUCCAGUUUCCUAUGCAACCUUGUGAUUACCAGUAAAAGGACCUAGAAAGAGAUUACUUCCCCAAAACGCUUUCAAAGGGUAACAUGUUCAUCACAACAGUAGAUUUAACAUAGAUCGGGUAAACACUUGCACGUCUAGUAAUUUCAGAAUGAGAUAUGCAUGUGUAGUUCCAUAACGUGAAGUAAAAACUGAAAGGAUUAAUAAAUAUGCAUGUAUGCUGAAGUCUGUAUACUGCAAGAAAAUCUCUUCAGGAAUUAAAAACGAAAUCAAAUUGAUUCAAAUUCUGUGUUAAGUGAAAUUAUUAAAACAUUCACUAAGUUCUCAUACAGCUUCAGCUGUUUCUCUCGCUGCCAUUUCAGUGCAAAGCACUUUCGCCGUUUUGUGUCCACUUGCAAACCGAACAACAAUCUAUUGCUUUUAUCUGGCGACUGAGAUGGCUCUAUCCCUGAUUUAUACCUAUAGUUUGCCCGCUUCCGGUGUUUGGAAUUACGAUGUACGAAUAAAUCAGGCACGUACAAUUCAGUGGUCUUUCUCAGAAGAAAACAGCGCUCCUAUAAUCUGCUACAGGACAAGCUACACAAUCCAGGACCGAGCGCGACAGAUGGAGCGUUGGGCAGAACAUUACUCCAGACAGAAUAUGGUGCCUGAAGAUGCCCUGAAGACGUCCCUGAACGCUAUAGAGUGCUUACCAGUUCUGGAGGAGCUAGAUUGUGAACCUUUGGAGCUGAAAGAGGCUCUGGGUUCGCUUGCACCUGGAAAAGCACCCGGUCAGGAC
Molecule: messenger RNA, 11832 nt
Organism: Porites lobata
Lineage: Eukaryota; Metazoa; Cnidaria; Anthozoa; Scleractinia; Poritidae
Source: the annotation of a GenBank genome assembly